This is a messenger RNA of Symbiodinium sp. CCMP2592, 960 nucleotides long. NCBI's taxonomy places the organism in Eukaryota, Dinophyceae, Suessiales, Symbiodiniaceae. The record is from the annotation of a GenBank genome assembly.
AUGGCCAACCUGACGACUGGGGCUCUCUCGUUGCCCCUGGUGAGCGUCACGUUGCCCUCGUUCGCUUUGGGCCUUUUGAUCACCUUCAAAACCCAGAGUGGGUAUCAUCGUUUCAUCGAGGGCCGGGAGCUCUGGAACGCUUUAGUCCGGGAGUCCCGGUCCCUCUCGAGCCGAAUUCUUCUUCGAGUGCCGGGUACUGCCGGCAUCGAGUGCACGCCAGUCUACGACGCGCAACAGCAUGCCCUGAAGCUCAUCCGCUGUUUUGCCAUCGCGUUGAAGUAUCACCUGACGGAGGAUGGCUGCAAUCCUCACAUUCAGCUCGGCUCACGCACAACGGAAGAGGACGUGCGGCAAGCUACGACCAGAGCUUUCAAGGCCGAGCUGGGCUGCAUCUGGGAUGCGCGCAAAGCGGAAGAACGGGGCUUGCUCGAUCGUAUCACCUCCACCACUGCGGCGAACCGGCCGCUGCAGAUUCUGCACGAGCUUGAGCAUUUGAACAGCUCGGUCUUCUGCGUGCCCAAGCUUGGGGGCCUCGACCCACCAGCGGCGAACGAAGUGGAUCGCAGCAUCACCAAGCUACACAACGUGCUGGGCGCUUGCGAGAAGAUCUUGCGAACGCCUAUCUACACACCCUACACGCGCUUCACGAGCCGAUUUCUCUUCAUCUGGUGCAACCUUCUGCCGCUGGCACUCUUCCCUGUGGUGGGGCCGGACCUCACCGUGCCUCUCACGCUGACCAUCUCCUUCUUCAUGCUAGGCAUUGAAGAUAUUGGAUCGCGUGUGGAGCAGCCUUUCGAUGUGCUUCCCCUUUGGCAGUAUUGUGAAGAGAUUGACAACUCUUUGGUGCAACUCCUGGAGCACAGCCGUGCCCUAGGCCGCUUGCCACAUGUUGCCGAGAGCGAGCAGGACAGGUACAUCCGCGAGAAGCUCGGCCCCUUCGUGAGCAGCAUAUCUGUGUGA